Drosophila sulfurigaster albostrigata is the source of this 855-nucleotide messenger RNA. RefSeq lists its product as uncharacterized. Lineage: Eukaryota; Metazoa; Arthropoda; Insecta; Diptera; Drosophilidae. Bases 1 to 855 code for a protein of 284 amino acids. The record is from RefSeq and is a predicted model, not a curated record. The transcript has 4 exons. Gene Ontology annotation, biological process: transmembrane transport. Gene Ontology annotation, cellular component: membrane. Gene Ontology annotation, molecular function: transmembrane transporter activity.
AUGCUACGAAACGAUAAAAUUAAUGAGAUUUAUAAGUUGCGCGCAGCUGUCGAUAAUACCUAUGUGUAUAAUAGCGAACUUAUCGAUAAACUCAAAAAUAUCGAUAAUAUCGAUGUCGCUACCAUCCACGAAUCUUUGAAUUUCUACCUGGCACUUGGUGUACUGAUUAGCGCCAUUGUCUUUGGCUGGCUGUCAGAAAAAUUCGGUCGUCGACGCUGUCUACUUUUAAUGGUUAUACCAGCCGUGUUAAGCUGGUUGCUGAUUAUGUUCAUUUCCGAUUGGCGUUAUCUGUACUUCGAACGAAUUAUUGCUGGAUUUGUGGGAGGCUGCUGUUUUGCGGUUAUUCCAGUUUAUAUCACUGAAAUGGCUGAGGAUCGUUUUCGGGGUAUCUUGGGCACAUUCAUGCCCCUUGGCAUGACCAUCGGCAUGCUCAUUAUAAUUCUUCUUGUACCUAUUAUUGGUAAAGAGCUUGCUGCUGGCAUCAUGAUUGUCAUUGAUAUAGCAUUCCUCAGCACUUUUAUCUUCAUUCCUGAUUCCCCGGAAUAUCUGCAGCGAUAUAAUAAAAAAGAAGUGGAGAAAUCCCUGAGAUAUUUUCGAGGUAUCUCUCCGAGUGAAGACGCGCAGUAUCAGGUAGAACUCGCCAAAUUGUCGACACUUUGCGAAACUCUUGAAAAUGGUGUGCAAAGAGACGAAAACAAUUUACCGGUUACCAAUGUCUCUAAUCAAAAGGCACUUAAGGCCUUCAUCAUUGGAUUUGGAGUUAUUCUGGCUAAAUUUUUCAGCGACCACUUGAAGAUUAUACUAUUGUCAUUAUCCCAGAACUUCUUGGGACUUUAUCUGCGACCCUAUUGGUAG